Molecule: messenger RNA, 1606 nt
Organism: Xenopus tropicalis (tropical clawed frog)
Lineage: Eukaryota; Metazoa; Chordata; Amphibia; Anura; Pipidae
Gene: apmapl
Product: adipocyte plasma membrane associated protein LIKE
Exons: 10
Coding region: 38-1396 (452 amino acids)
Source: RefSeq, a predicted model, not a curated record
AGCUGCUGUUAUCAAGCAGUGGCGAUAUUAGAGUGUUAUGUUGCCUGUAGAACUCUGGGAGAAAAUCAGCUUUGCCCACAGGGAGCUGGAACCAUGCACUCUGAGUGACCCCUCCGUACAGCCGCACUCGCUCCUCCUCUGUAGCCCCAGCACGGCGUUUCCAGCACAAUCUUUUCUAAUACAUCCAGACUCCAUCCCGAGUGAUCGCACCCAAUCCAGCUUAUCCGUUCCGAAAUCCUCCCACCGCCCAGGAUCCAUGUAUCUUAAAUGUGGAUUUUACAUUGCUCUGCUUGCAGUCGCUGUGGGCGUUUAUUUGUUGCCAUCCCCUAUUGAUCCAGAGCCUUUCACGUUUGACAAACCACCUCCUACACUAGUGGGGUCCCUGGCAAUAAACAGAAAACUUCAACAAGGAAGAAGGAUAUUUUAUGGGCAGCUGAAGGGCCCAGAAUCAUUUACCACGGACACUGAAGGAAACCUUUACACUGGUACUGUGGAUGGAAAGCUGUGGGUGAUCCGAGGAGAACAGCUAUUUUUCAUAACACAGAUGGGCCAGAAUGUGCCGGAGUGUGGCACCCCAGAAUAUGAACCUAUCUGUGGGCGGCCUCAUGGGAUUAGAAUGGCUCCUGACGGUUACCUAAUUGUGGCAGAUUCCUAUUUUGGGUUGUAUAGAGUACAACCACAUACUGGAGAGAAAAGCCUUCUGAUUUCAAACGAAGCAGGACUUGAUCAGAUUCCUUUUAGAUUUUUGAAUGGACUAGAAGUCUCCAAGAAUGGCACCAUCUAUUUCACAGACUCAAGCAGUAAAUGGGGUAGACGCCAUCAUAGAUAUGAGGUAUUAGAAACCAAUCACCUGGGCCGACUCCUACAAUAUGAUCCUGUGACACAGAAAGCAAAGAGUCUCCUGGACAAACUCUACAUGGCUAAUGGGAUAGCACUUUCUCCAGAGGAGGAUUUUAUCUUAGUAGCUGAGACCAGCAUCUGCAGAAUUGUACGGUACUGGUUAACUGGCACUAAGGCAGGUAUGAAAGAAGUGUUUGUGGACAAUUUGCCGGGCUAUCCAGAUAACAUCAGGCUUUCAUCUGUGGGCACUUACAGAGUUGGCAUGUCUACUACACGGUUCCCUGGGCACUUUACCCCAUUUCUAGAUGCCAUUGCGCCUUAUCCUGUGUUGAAAAGACUAAUUGUAAAGGUUACCCCGCUGUCGCUGUACAGCAUUCUCCUGAGGAAGCAUGGCUUGUUUUUGGAAGUGGGUGAAGAUGGCGAGGUUCUAGCAAGUUACCAUGACCCUGAUGGUAGUGUGACCUGGGCGAUCAGUGAUGUUUUUGAACACAAAGAGAACCUCUAUAUAGGCAAUACUGACCUGCCCUUCUUAGUGGUUUUACCUCAGCUGGAAUAACACAUGUGUGUGGUACGGUACUAUAUACUCUCCUUAUUUCAAAUCUUUAAUGUUUCAGGUUUAAUGUGUUUUGCUGAAGCAGUGCUGAAAGGCACAUUCUGUUGUUUACCUAUUACCUGUUUACAUAUUUCUUGUGUUUCUCUGUUACAACCUUGUGUGAAGGGCAGAAAAUUGAACUUUUUUAAAAAUAAAUUGAUACUGUAACCCUUG